Molecule: messenger RNA, 1170 nt
Organism: Cololabis saira (Pacific saury)
Lineage: Eukaryota; Metazoa; Chordata; Actinopteri; Beloniformes; Belonidae
Gene: eef2kmt
Product: eukaryotic elongation factor 2 lysine methyltransferase
Exons: 8
Coding region: 13-990 (325 amino acids)
Source: RefSeq, a predicted model, not a curated record
GAAGGUGGAAAGAUGGCGCUUUCAGAGCUGGAAACGAUGGAAAAGACGGAUGAUUUAAGAGAAUUUCGUGUGGCAUUUUUCGCUAUGAGCCGUUUGGCUUCUUUUCCCUGGACUAUGCUGGAGGACAAUCUGCAGGGCAACAAGUCAUCAGAGUUGGUUUCACAGCUGCUGAAGCAAACGUGUCUUCAUCCUUUGUGCCUGAAGUUUCCACCAUCAGUCAGAUACCGGAGGUUGUUUCUCUCAGAGAUCAUCAAACGGCAUGAGGCCACAACCAGUGAUCCUCUGGACGAGCUGUACGACGCUUUGGCUGAGGUGGUGGGAGCCGCGGAGGCCGGCGAGUGCUACAAGAGCUACUUCCUGCCCAGCGGAGACGCCGUCAGCCUGCUGGAAAACACGGCUCUGAUCUCACAGGGGACCACUGGCCUUGUGACCUGGGAGGCAGCCCUCUACCUGGCAGAGUGGGCUCUGGAUCACCAGCAGCUCUUCACUGGAAGGUCAGUUCUGGAGCUGGGCAGUGGAGUUGGAUUGACCGGCAUCACCAUCUGCCGCUCCUGCAGCCCGCGCAGGUUCAUCUUCAGUGACUGUCACCCCGCAGUCCUGCAGAAACUGAGAGAAAACGUCCAGCUGAACGGUCUAAGCCCGCGGACAUGUCCUGCCGUGGCUGUAGAGGAGCUGGACUGGACGAUGGUGACCGACGAGAGGCUUGGAGAGAUCAGAGUUGACACCAUCAUCGCUACAGAUGUGGUGUACGAUCCUGAAAUCACAGGGAGUCUGGUGAAGCUGCUCUCAAAGAUCCUGAACCAUUCUUCUGCUGAGGUCCGACCAGAGAUCCUGAUCUGCUCUGCCGUCAGAAACCCAGACACGUACAGCACUUUCAAACAGCAGCUCGAAAAUGCAGGAAUCAGCCAUCGGGUGAUGAGCGGCCCCGUCAGUGCCGUGUUUCCCUACAACAGACUUGCUUCAAUAGAGUUGAUGAAGCUGUGCAGGUGACAACAGGGUAGCACAAUAAAGAUUUUAUUCACAAAUGUACAUCGUAUCAAAGUGUUUUGGUUUUUCUUUAAAUACAAAACUACAGGAAUGAAAAGAUGACGCUGCUUCACUUUGUUUACAGUUAGUCUCAUCUGAGAACACAUUGGUCCUUUAAACAUCUACUCGUCUGUUAAAGUGUUC